Gossypium raimondii (Peruvian cotton) is the source of this 1154-nucleotide messenger RNA. RefSeq names its product agamous-like MADS-box protein AP1. The record is from RefSeq and is a predicted model, not a curated record. Gene Ontology annotation, cellular component: nucleus. NCBI's taxonomy places the organism in Eukaryota, Viridiplantae, Streptophyta, Magnoliopsida, Malvales, Malvaceae. Gene Ontology annotation, biological process: positive regulation of transcription by RNA polymerase II. Gene Ontology annotation, molecular function: DNA-binding transcription factor activity, RNA polymerase II-specific; protein dimerization activity; RNA polymerase II cis-regulatory region sequence-specific DNA binding. The transcript is spliced from 8 exons. The coding region runs from base 177 to 914 and encodes 245 amino acids.
CAUUUCCAUUUCUAUAUAUGUUGUGCAUGUUUUCUCAGAUACACUUCACAUUUAGCAAAAGAAAUUCUUUUUCCAACUUGGGUAUUUUAACUUUACUCCAUCUUCCUCCUCCUUCUUCUUCCUUUUUAGGAUCUGGGUUUUUUCACCCCAAUUUUUUAAGGUUAUAAAAAAAGAAAAUGGGGAGAGGUAGGGUUCAGUUGAAGAGGAUUGAGAACAAGAUCAACAGGCAAGUUACUUUCUCCAAAAGGAGAGCUGGGUUGUUGAAGAAAGCUCAUGAGAUCUCCAUCUUGUGUGAUGCUGAGGUCGCUUUGAUUGUCUUCUCCCACAAAGGGAAGCUCUUUGAAUACUCCACUGAUUCCUGCAUGGAGAAGAUCCUUGAACGCUAUGAAAGGUAUUCUUAUGCUGAGAGACAACUUGUUGCUACUGAGCCUGAAUCUCAGGGAAACUGGUCCAUGGACUAUAAUAGACUUAAAGCUAAGGUUGAGCUCUUGCAGAGAAAUCACAGGCAUUACAUGGGAGAAGAAUUAGAGUCAUUGAGUCUCAAGGAGCUGCAGAAUUUGGAGCAGCAGCUUGAUACUGCUCUUAAACUUAUUCGUUCAAAAAAAAACCAACUCAUGUAUGAGUCAAUAUCAGAGCUUCAGAGAAAGGAGAAGGCAAUACAGGAGCAAAACACCAUGCUAGCAAAGCAGAUCAAAGAGAGGGAGAAGACAGUGGCGCAGCAACAGCAGCAGCAGCCGCAAUGGGGGCAGCAAGACCAUGGCCUCAACACAUCAUCCUUUCUGCUGCCACAGCCUCCUCCCUGUUUGAAUAUCGGUGGCACAUACCAGGAAGAAGCAACAGAAAUGAGGAGGAAUGAACUAGACCUUACUCUGGAACCUAUUUACUCAUGCCAUUUGGGAUGCUUUGCUGCAUGAAAAUGGGUACAAUUAAUUUAACUAUGCUUUUGGUUAUAUGUCAAUAUGGACAUAGAUCCAUGCACUAUGGUUCUUUUCUUCAAAAAAGAAAACAGCAUGAGAAAGGAUAAAUUGUUGGGAACUCAUGCCUUUUGUCUGCUUUGUCUUGACAUACAUAUAUAUGUGUAUCGAUGUCGAUGAUUAGUGUAUUACUGGAUCUUGUAUUUCACUCGUGAUUAACUGUCAGUUGCUGCCUUUGAA